AAGGGUGGCCAGGGAAGCAGUAGGAAAGAAACCUCAGAGAGCUGAGAGAGAGGGGAUGGAGUGGGGGAGCUAACCGCAGACAACGCGAUCAAAGCCAUGGAAGAAUGAGGCAGGGGCUUUGCUGUUUUGACGCCUAGGUUUCUGGAUCUCAGACGCGCAGGCAAGAAGUUAGACCCGAGACUGCGAGUGUAGACAACCCUUCUGGCCAGGGAUUGAUAAGUGGGAGUCCUGACCCGGUGGUCAGGGGCGGUAAUAAGAUUUCCAGGGGCCAGGACAAGGAUGAGGAGGAGGCCUCUGGCCAGCACCGGGAGAAUCCUGCCCAUUGUCCGGCCUGUCUCAGGCCGGAGCACCCCCGGGGUCCGAGGAGGGAACGAGGAGAGGGGGAGCGGGGGCAAGGGGCCGGGCAGGGGCGGGGCGGGGGCGGGGCGGCGGGGGAUGCGCCCCUGCUCCCAAAUCGUCUCGCCUUUUCUCCUUCCGCACAGUCUGCGUUUCCGCUUCCCUCCUGGGCGCGGGUGAGAGAAAGUGAUGUCGAGCCUCGGUCCUGCCGCCGCCGCCAUGUGGCCCCCAGAGCCCGACCCCGACCCGGACCCGGACCCGGACCCGGAGCCCGCCGGCGGCUCCCGGCCGGGCCCGGCAGUCCCCGGACUCCGCGCCCUGCUGCCGGCGCGCGCCUUCCUCUGCUCGCUCAAAGGCCGCCUCCUGCUGGCGGAGUCGAUUCUGUCCUUCAUCACCUUUAUCUGCUAUGUGGCAUCCUCAGCAUCCGCCUUCCUUACGGCACCUCUCCUGGAGUUCCUGCUGGCCCUGUACUUCCUCUUUGCUGAUGCCAUGCAGCUGAACGACAAGUGGCAGGGCCUGUGCUGGCCCAUGAUGGACUUCCUGCGCUGUGUCACUGCUGCCCUUAUCUACUUCGCCAUCUCCAUCACCGCAGUCGCCAAAUAUUCAGAUGGGGCUUCCAAAGCAGCUGGAGUGUUUGGCUUCUUUGCCACCAUCGUGUUUGCAAUUAACUUUUACCUGAUCUUUAAUGAUGUAGCCAAAUUCCUCAAACAAGGGGACUCUGCAGACGAGACCACAGCGCACAAGGCAGAAGAAAGUUCAGACUCAGACUCGGAUUGAAGCCUGACCGCAGCCUGGCAACCCAAGCCACAUGGCGCCUCCACCCUGCAACUUCCUCACAGGGCUGGCUGGGAACACAGUGUUUUUGGAACGGAGGCUGUGGCUUCUGGAGCAGCCAAGAGCUGCUGAUUCAGGGGACCUGCCUGCAGCCUCAAGGUUACACCUGAGCCCAUUGUACUGACUGACCCUUGGCUUAGCACUGGUAACCACUCUGCACCUGCGGGCACCUUGAGUAUUCCACCCCUUCUCCCCUUUUCUGUCCCCUAGACCUUAAGCCCUUUGACCUCUGCCAAAAACAAGCACAAGGAGACAAAGCUGACAGGGCCUUAUUAGCACCUGCUACAGUGAGCAGUUCAUGCUGCAAAGUCGGGGUGUGGGGGGCAUCUGUGUUUCCCUAACAGGAACAAAUACAGAUAGAAACCACCACAGGGCUGCCCCACCAGGCCCCUGUGGUCUUUGUCUGCACAUGGUGCUCCUGCAGCCACUUUGUCAAUAAGGACCCUUCCACGAAGCCUUUGUUUUAAGGAGCACCAGUUCCCUCUUCAUUCUUGAAGCAAGGAGAAAACUGACCUUUGCCUUAUCUAGGAGAGUGGGUCUCAGCACCCACAACUGACACCUCACACCCUUGGAAACCAUGUCUUCUUCGAUUCAGAUGACCAUUCUGGGUCUAGCUUCCCCAUUCCAAAAGACAGAGGGUCCCACAGAAUGACGAACAGUGACAGCAUUACAGGUAGCUGGGCGGGCCCAGCCAAACCCUCUCUCUUCCUGAGGGCCGGCCACCAGGUAAGAGUGUCCCGGGACCCCUCAGGAUGAUGCACUUCUAGAAACCAGAGCAGGUCUCCUGGCCCCCUCAUGAGACAACCCUUCUGUGUUCACCCAAGGACUUACACUGUGUAUCUGAGUUUUUGUAGCUUUUUGUACUUUUUUUAUACUAAAGCAGCUUCUUAACAAAUGGCAUUUUUUGUGACCCUAGCCCUCUUGAAUGAGCCAGAGUUCUGGACCCAUGUUUUGGGCAUUUGUAACCUUGUUCUCUUGCAUAUGAAUCUCCUACCCUUAAAAAAGCCAUAACAGAUUAAACCAGAAUGAUGUGUGUGUGUUUCAAAAAAUCUUCCAUACUGUCAAGGAUCCUGUUAUGCUGCAACACAAACUGGUAAGUGACAACGUGACACAGACAGGGCAUGCGCGCUUCUCCCUGUUGGGCACUGGGGUGAGUGUCUGACCAGCAUUUGAUCCUCUUAUCUGCCUGCUCCUUACACAAUCCUGUUUUACAGGCAAGGAAACUGAAAGAAAGGUUAGACAGGUAGCCCAGGGCCCUCUCACUUAGAGGAUAAUGUCUGUCCCACAGCAGCCUUAGGAAGCCAGAACCUGAGGCUCUUAGGGUUUAGGAAACUGGCUGCAUGAGGGACCUCAGCGCUGCAGCCUGGCGGGGGAGAGGGGGGAGACCCUGGGUCAGCAUUCAUGU
This is a messenger RNA of Nycticebus coucang (slow loris), 2575 nucleotides long. RefSeq names its product CKLF like MARVEL transmembrane domain containing 3 (gene CMTM3). NCBI's taxonomy places the organism in Eukaryota, Metazoa, Chordata, Mammalia, Primates, Lorisidae. The record is from RefSeq and is a predicted model, not a curated record. Bases 526 to 1113 code for a protein of 195 amino acids. The transcript is spliced from 5 exons. Gene Ontology annotation, cellular component: membrane.